Molecule: messenger RNA, 3969 nt
Organism: Adineta steineri
Lineage: Eukaryota; Metazoa; Rotifera; Eurotatoria; Adinetida; Adinetidae
Source: the annotation of a GenBank genome assembly
AUGGAAUCAAAAAAAUCAUGGGAAGAUUUGAUUUUCGAUGCUAUUGCAAAUAAGAAAAUCGACUCUCGUACUUGCAGAAUUUAUAAUCGACAAGUACAGACUCCUCGAGAUGAUGCAAACAAUAAAUGUUGUUGUGGUCGCUUAGUUCGACGCCAUAGUUUUGAUGAUCCCAACAACAUAUCACUAAGUGCAAACAAAGAAAAUGCUAAGGUACCAAAUUCUCCACAGCAAUUUAAGCCCAUACAUUCUACUAUUGUUCCUGUGACCACAUACGGAACAUUAAAAUCCACUGGAUCUAUUGGUUGUAAAUAUAUUCGAAUUGACCAUCAAACACAUAUGGAGCGUAUCUAUGAGUUGCUUGUUAAUGAUUGUGGAGGUACAAAACCAGGUCUCAUUUUAAGUAUUUAUGGUGGGGCUAAAUAUUUCACUAUGACUGAAAAACUGGAAAAAGAAAUUAUACGCGGUAUAAUUGAUGCUGCAGCAACGUCUAAUGCUUGGAUUCUAACCACCGGUAUUAAUAAUGGUGUAUCAAAGUUAAUUGGUGAAGGAAUAUCUCAUUAUCGUUUAUUGAAAGCUAAUCCAAAUAAAAUUGUUUGUAUUGGACUAACAAAAUGGGGAACAAUUAAUGAAAGUACACGUUUUGAAUUGAAAGAGACACCUAAAGAGUGCUAUGGACUAAAGCUAUUUUCUCGACGAAUUCCUGAUGAUGACGACGAUACUGACGAAACCAUCGAACGAAACCAUACACAUUGUAUUCUGUUUGACGAUGGUAAACUAGGUAGUUAUCUAAGUGAUGAACAACGAAGUGCUUUAGUUGAACAUGCAAUGGAAGAUAAAAAUGAUAAAGAUAAAUGUUAUGGUGUAACAAUUAUUGUUGAAGGUGGUAGGAAUACUAUUGAAGUUCUUCAAAAUGAUAUACAAAAAAAACGGCCGAUUGUAUUUAUUGAAGAUAGUGGCCGUUUAGCAGAUGUAUUUGCUUCGUUAAUCAAUCAAACAGCUGAUGCAAAGAAUGAUCAACAAUUUAUUCCAUCAGAUGAAAUUGUGGGAAAAGCUCUGACUGAAUUCUUUCCUAGUCUCGAUAAAGGUGAAAUUGGUCAAAUAACGAAAGGAAUACAAGAGAUAUUAGAUAAAAAAAAUCGUCAUUUACUUAAUGUUUUCCGUAUGGAUCGUGAUAAAAGUGUUGCAGAAACAAUAUUUAAAGCUAUUUUUACUAUGAAAAAUAAACAAAAUGAAAUCAAUAAUGGUGAACAAAAAGAUACAGAGGAUGAAGACAUAUUAUUAAAUCUGGCAUCUCAAUGGAACUAUUUUGAUGGUGCUUUAUCAAUAUUAAAAAAACGACAACAUACUACCAGCAAUAACAACGAAAUUAAAGAGAAAUAUAUGACAUGUUACAAAAAGUUAUUUCGAGAGUCAUUGAUAAAAAAUCAUCCAGUUUUUGUUGAAUAUUUUCUUGCUGCUGGUUUUGAUCCACUUAAACUCCUUCGUACUCCAGGUGCUGAACAUUUUCCUACUGUUGGUUUUGAUCAACUUAAACUCCUUCGUACUCCACAUGCUGAACAUUUUCUUGCUACUGCUUUUGAUCCAUUGAAACGCAUUGGUACUCAAAGUGUUGAACAACAACGCUAUGCAGAACUAUUACAAUUAUAUCAAGAUACCUAUAAGGGAAUAGAUACGUUAAAUAAAUUUAUUGGUUCAUUUAUUGAAGCAAUUUAUUCAAAAGAAGAUAAUAAAUGUACGAAACGUAUUUGUAUUGACCUGACAAAUCAUGUAUGUAGUUGUUGCAGUAGUGCAAGAAAGCAUCGUGCUUUGGAUGAUAAUCAAGUUUCUCCACAAAAUGGUAGAGAUACUCAAUCUCAGGAUCAAGAAAAUGAUACGGAAGGUUCAGGUGACAAUAAGGAUACGAAUGUUUCAGGUGAAAAUAACAAUGCGGAAUAUUUACUUGAAAAGAAUAAACUAUUACGUGAUUUAUUUCUAUGGUCUGUAUUCAUGGAUAUGCCUGAAAUGGCGAAAAUAUUUCUCAUUCAUCAACAAUCUCGUAUAUGUGCUUCUUUAAUAGCUUCAGCUAUAUUUAAACAAUACUCGAAAUUGUCGUCAACUGUUGAUCUCAAGGAAACAUUUCAAAUACAAGGAGAUGACUUUGGAGAAUAUGCAGCUGAUUUUAUCAAUGACUGUUACAAAUAUAAUGAACGAUCAGCAUGUGAAUUACUUCUACGACAAGUACCACUCUUUGGUAAUAUCACAUGCAUGCAGAUCGCUAUUUCAAGCGAAAAUAUUCAACUAGUUAGAACAGCUUGUUUUGAUCAAACACUAACUCAAGUAUGGUACAACAAAUUGUCCAUGAGAAAUAGUCAGACAUCAACAAGACCAUUACAAUUUCUAUCCAUAAUAACUUUUGGACUUUUAGCACCAAAGAUUAUUCCGUAUCGGGAAAAGGAAACUAAUAUGCAAGAUACAUCAUUAUCAACAGAAGGUAUCAAUUAUUAUGCCGAUAAAGAACCAGCUAAAAGUGAAUUCAAAAAAUAUUGGACCCACUUUUGCUAUUUUCAUGAAAGCCCAUUCAUUAGAAUGUAUUAUCAUUUUAUAAGUUAUAUUUGGUUUUUACUUGUAUUUAGUUAUAUGAUGCUUUAUCAUCUUGAUGGUCCAGAAACAUUUCGAAUUCCACAUUGGACUGAAAUCUAUGUUAUUAUUACAGUAUCAACUAUGUUUUGCGAAGACAUUCGAAAGCUUAUGCAUGAAUACAAAUAUCGAAUGGUUGAACAAUGGGGUUCAACCAAAUCAACUGUAUUAACACUUUUAACAAAUAUAUUUCAUAUUGCAUCAUAUUUUUUAUUUUAUCUUGGUCUAAUAUUUCGAUAUACCGGUUAUAAAGAUAAUGUUUUUGCUGCUGAAAGAAUUAUAUGGGCAUUUGAUCUUGAAUUAUGGUUUCUUGGCUCAUUGAAAUUCGUUGUAGCUUUAAGAUCUGUAGGACCCAAAUUAUUUAUGCUUAAAAAUAUGCUUCGUGAUCUAGCUGCUUUUUUCUAUAUGAUUUUUAUUGCAAUAGCUGCAUAUGGUGUUGUAUCUCGUGCAUUAAUUCUUUACAAACAAAUUCCAUUUACUAGUAGUGAUAUAUUUCGAACAAUCUUCUAUGAACCAUACUGGUUUAUAUAUGGAGAUGUAGCUGAUAAAGAUUUACUUAAUAAGAUAAUCAGUAAUGGUACACAAUCACGUGUUGCUGAAGCAACUGCUACACAUGUUUUAUUAACAUUUCAUAUGUUAUUUAUUAAUGUUCUUAUAUUGAAUUUAUUAAUUGCUGUUUUUACUGAUACGAUUGAUAAAGUGAAAGAAAAUACAGAAUUUUAUUGGCGUUGUCAAUGUUAUUCAUUUAUUCGUGAAUAUUUUAAACAACCACCAUGCGCUUAUCCACCAUUAAUUAUAAUUUCACAUGUUAUAUUACUUAUUCGUUACAUUUAUUCAAAAAUAACCUGUAAAAGAACUGAAGAUAAUGAUCAUACAUCAGUAUCACUAACAUUAUUACGGAAUUUUAAAAUGAUCGCAGUAGAUGAUACAACAAACGAACGUUGGGAUGCAUUUGAAAAUGCUGCGACUCACAAUUGUGCACGAUCAAAAGUGGAGAAGGCUACAAAGAAUGUUCAUCUAUUAUCUGACGAUGACCAUUCGCAUAGUACAACUAGCACGAAUGAAUCUGAAAUAAUGAAAGCAAUUGUUGAUCAACAACGAAAGAUAAAUGAAAUCGAUAAACAAAUGCAAGAUCAUGCACAAAAGGUGGAUAUACUUGUUAUUAUUUUUUCUAUCAUUCAGAAAGAUUUUGUUAUAUAUAAUAAGGUAACUGAAUCAUUACAAUGGAUUAUCGAUGCCAUGGCACGAGUAAAAAUGAAUGAUCGUAAGAAAGCACCACCCGCAUUGACAUCAAUAUCUGUUGGUGAUAGUAAUGUCACAACAUCAAUUCAGCCAACAGAAAGUUCUAAUUAA